AUGAAUGAUAAAUGCCAUAUUCUUCCUGUUUUUAUUCCUGAGCAAGGUGAUGCAAAGAUGGUAGACUAUUGCGACAUGAGCAGUGAGAAAAUUAUUAUCCGAGGAAUUGAAUGUGUUAGAAAGCAGAUGGAAAACAAUAUUUGCUUGCAUUUAGAUGGUGUAGAUAUCCGUGGAGAAAUAUUUUAUUGGAGUUCAGCUAGAAAAUGCAAUGAAUCUACUUUUGAAAAGGGAUUGAGUCUUGUAAGCAAAGGACUUGGCUUUUCUGAGGACGAAGAGAAGAAGUAG
Molecule: messenger RNA, 285 nt
Organism: Ordospora colligata OC4
Lineage: Eukaryota; Fungi; Microsporidia; Ordosporidae
Exons: 1
Coding region: 1-285 (94 amino acids)
Source: RefSeq, a predicted model, not a curated record